AUGUUUUUAACACGAAGUGAAUAUGAUAGAGGAGUAUCUACAUUUUCUCCAGAAGGUAGAUUAUUUCAAGUUGAAUAUUCAUUAGAAGCCAUAAAAUUAGGAUCUACAGCGAUAGGUAUACAAACCAGUGAAGGAGUUAUAUUGGGAGUUGAAAAAAGAGUAACAUCAUCAUUAUUAGAAAGUUCAAGUAUUGAAAAAAUCAUUGAAAUUGAUAAUCAUAUAGGUUGUGCAAUGAGUGGGCUUACUGCUGACGCAAGAUCAAUGAUUGAUCACGCUAGAGUGAGUUCAUUAACUCAUAACUUGUAUUAUGAUGAACAAAUUGGUGUCGAAAGUUUAACUCAAAAUGUUUGUGAUUUAGCUUUAAGGUUCGGUGAAGGUGCAGAUGGUGAAAAAAGAUUAAUGUCUAGACCUUUUGGUGUUGCGUUGUUGAUUGCGGGUUACGAUGAAUUGAAAGGACCACAAUUGUAUCAUGCUGAACCAAGUGGGACUUUUUAUAGAUAUGAAGCAAAAGCUAUUGGCUCGGGGUCUGAAGGAGCACAAGCUGAAUUGAACAAUGAAUAUCACAAAAGUUUAACUUUAAAAGAAGCUGAAUUAUUGACUUUGAAAAUUUUGAAACAAGUAAUGGAAGAAAAAUUAGAUUGUAAAAAUGCUCAAUUAGCUAGUGUUACAAAGGAAGAAGGAUUUAAAAUCUAUAGUGAUGAUAAAACUGAUGCUAUUAUUAAAGUAUUAAAUGAACAAGCUACUGAUGGAGACACUGUUAUGAGUUAA
This is a messenger RNA of Lodderomyces jiufengensis, 768 nucleotides long. RefSeq names its product proteasome core particle subunit alpha 5 (gene PUP2). Gene Ontology annotation, biological process: proteasome-mediated ubiquitin-dependent protein catabolic process. Lineage: Eukaryota; Fungi; Ascomycota; Pichiomycetes; Serinales; Debaryomycetaceae. The record is from RefSeq and is a predicted model, not a curated record. The transcript has a single exon. Gene Ontology annotation, cellular component: proteasome core complex, alpha-subunit complex; proteasome core complex; nucleus. The coding region runs from base 1 to 768 and encodes 255 amino acids.